Molecule: messenger RNA, 6449 nt
Organism: Acinonyx jubatus (cheetah)
Lineage: Eukaryota; Metazoa; Chordata; Mammalia; Carnivora; Felidae
Product: olfactory receptor 13C4
Exons: 1
Coding region: 3435-4391 (318 amino acids)
Biological process (GO): G protein-coupled receptor signaling pathway
Cellular component (GO): membrane
Molecular function (GO): G protein-coupled receptor activity; olfactory receptor activity
Source: RefSeq, a predicted model, not a curated record
AAUGUGUAACCACUUUGUUAAGCCACAGGUGUACAGUGGUGACUUCCUUCCUUGUGUCUCUUGUUAUCUUAAAAUGUAUAAAGUAACCAAUUUAGAUUUCUGGGAGAAGAAUAAAGGCAUCAAGACAGAUCUGGCUCAAGGUGGAUGUGAAUUGGUGAGGGAAUUUAUGUCUAGGAGGGGAAGGCUUAAAGCAGGUGGCAAAAGUACUUUAAGUGACCUAAGAUAUAUUGUCACUCCAUCUGUGUUUUUGUUUUGUUUUGGUUUUUUGUUUUUGUUUUGUUUUGUUUUGUUUUGAAAGAGAGGCCAGUAGGCUCUCCCAGCCCCGGACCUCAAAGGGGCUGGAUCUGAAACAUCAUCAUAUUUCCCGGUAAGUCAAUGUAUUGCCAUCUUCUUUCUGCAUUCAUGCCUGGGCUGAUGAGAUUGUUCAUGUUCCUUAUCUAAAAGCACUCCUUGAUCAUUUUCCAGGCUCCACUUUGGAAGAACUUUGAUUUAUCCUAAGAAGUAGUGUACAGUGGGUGUAGAUUCAUUUCGGAGAAAAUAGAGUAUUCUGGGCAUAUGAUUCUGUCUCAUAUCCCUGAACCUUCCUCCAUGAUAAGAAGUACUAAGUCCUCAAGACUAAACCAUUUUCCUUGUACAUUGUUAACCAAGUACAGUCAAGUUUUGCUUCUAUGACCUCAGUAUAUCCACAGAUACUGGCCAUUUUGUGUUGUUGACACAUAUUUUCUAUACAGAUUUUAAUGCUACUUGUUGGACACAGAAGUCCUGGGAAGAAAACAGGCUUUGGAUUUUGUUUUUUCCCAUUAUUAGUCAUGUGACAUCAAUCAAGUGAACUAAUUUCAAGCACAGAAUCUAGCACGUAAGAUCCUGCAAUAUAAGUUGUUGGAAUAAAUGAAGGGUUUUUUUUUAUUUAAACAAAUUUAAGGUGUUUUUUCCCUUUAGACGCUUCUUGCCUUUAGCUGAAUAAAUACACUUAGAUAUUGCUUUGAGUUUCAAUUUUCUCAUCUCUAAUUUGGAGAUUUAAUAUGCUCUCAUUUGCACCUCUGAUUCAAGUUGAAAUUUUCUAUUCUGUAUUCUUUAGAUGAUUUUUUUCUGAAGUGAGAAUGCAUCUCUUGUUUGGCUUCUGACUCUAAGACAUUAUACUCUGUAGAUAAAUCGCACCUAUCAUCACACAACAGUGUGAGAGUAGGGUAGUGAGCUUAUGCUGACCUUCUCGAAACUCUUAGUCCACACGAGUCCUAAGUUUGCAAUUUUGGCUAACCUGAAAACUGGUGACAAUUAUGAAAAGAUAAUUGUGUGAGUGUGUGCACCAGUCAGUAAUUAACAAUGACCUAAUUAAUCUAAACAUUUUAAUUGCUUGUAUCACAUAUCUGCUAAAAAAAAACCUGAUAAAAUCAAACCAUAUGAUGUCAAGUUUGUAGGGUAGCCAAUAUCAUCAGGCCUAAACACUCACAUUGUGCUUGAUGCUUCUGAUGAUCGGUUCCUUCCCUAUAAAAAGAAGUGUCAAUUUCUCUGCCUCACUUCUGGACCUUUCUAUAUGCCUGCUUCAUUUACCCUUUCAAAUAUGUUUCUCAUUAUUCCUCCACAGAAGCUCCAUGUUUGAAAAGGAGGUACUGCCAAUAUGCUUACUACUAAAUAUUGCUCAACCUGUUCUCCCUUCUGGGAUAUCCCUUCCCCCUCUUGUCUUCCACACCUGCCUCAACUUUUCUAUGUUUACAGAUCCAGCCUGUCUGAAAUUCUUCCAGCACUCUCCCUUGGCUUUUUAUUUCUUAUUAACCUACUCUUUCUGUGACACUUACAACAUUCACUCUGGUCACACAAUGUGUUUACAGUCUGUAUCUAAUUGUUCUGUAUGUAAUAGUUUUACUGUUUCUCUCACUGAAUUGUGAAUUCUUUGAUUACAGACAUGUUAUAUUUUUCCCAGCCUUACUCAGCUUGGAGCAGGAAUGAGCUCAAGUUGGGCUAUCAGUAAUAUCCUAUACAUAUUACAGUAGUCUAGCAAAAACUUAUAUUUCUUCUAUAAAAUUUGUCUUUCAAUAGUGUUAUUUUCUGAAUUGUACUGAACAGUGAGAUAUGGCCCUGGGGUUUGUUCACUGGAAAACACAAGAGGAGUAUGCUUUUGGUCAUUUUCUAGGUUGUGAAGCUAGUCCAUAUAAUAAAACAAAAGAAAAUCUAUUUGGAUCAGAAACAUCUGGAGAGUCUGCCAACUCACUAUAGGUAAACUAAAGCCUUGUUACUCAAAAUGUGGCCCCAUGCCAGGUGCUUCAAUACACUUGCAGCCUAUUAAAAAUGCAGAAUCACAGGCUCUACUCCAGACCUACUAAAAGAAAAUCUUCAUUUUAACAAGAUCCUCAAGUAAUUUAUAUGUCUAUGAAAAAUUUGAAAGACUGAAGUAGUUGAUUCUUCAUUAUUCCCCCAAGGCCAAAAUUUAUGGAUACUAGUUGGUGGGAAAACAGUGUGUAGUAACUUGGGGUGUUAUCGCCCCAACAGCUGCAGUGCAUUGGCAAAGAUCCGAGCUUCAAGUUCUACUGUUUACUUACUGGUUGGAUAACUUUGGCCACAUUCUGUUUUUAACAUUUGAAAAAAAAUAGGAAUAAUGAGAAGAUUAAUUAUUUUUUAUAAAGUAUAAAGUGCUACACAUGUACACACAAAUAUAAGCAUUGUAACUGUUUUCUCAGGUUCACUUAAAUAAAUAAAUUAUGAAGAAUAAGUCUGAAGUCAGAGAAUAAAACAAAUGAAGAGAAAUUAUUGUUCUUCAAAGAUUCUCCAUCAGAUUCGUGCACAGCGGAUCUCUACACUGGUCUUAUAGGAAAAAAUAAAAUAGUAAGAGUGAGCUGUGACUGUGAGUUCAACCAACUGCCUUUGAGCAGAUGUUAAAUUGCUGUGUACGUGAUUCAAUUCACUAUGAUCAAAUGUCUGCCCUAUAAAAAUGCACAAUUUGACUGAUAAGAAUGUGAUGCAAAUAUGCAUAAAAAUAAAAUUUGUUUACAGUUUUAAACAUUUCUGUUAAACACAGAAUCAGAAUUCCACUCCUUGCUGAGUUGUCUUUUGCCCCUCCCAUCACUCUCUCACUGGACCUGAAUAAAAAGGAAGUAGUCAAGUUUAUUGUCUGAAAUAUUCUAGGGCUUUCAGAAAACUCAACUUAGAGUGUCUUUGGCAGUUGGAAGGUUGCUUCUAGGUAGAUAUUCAUGCAUAAGACACUGCAUAGAAACUCCAUGCCUAGUAUUGCAUUCUGUAUCCUAGUAUUGCAUUGUAGGCAUAUCCUAGUAUUGCAUUCUAAGCAUGAAUAUUUUCGAGGAUAACAGCAGAUGACAGAACUUAAAAGAAAACAGUCGAUUUCACCCUAGAGUAAUGUUAUGCAAAAGAUCUGUUACAUUUGUUGCUUGGGAGUGAAAACAUUUUAUUAGCUCUUCCUUUGAUACAUUGAAUUCUGGGACAUGGAUAGGAUAAACAAGACAUUUGUGAAAGAAUUCAUUCUUCUAGGACUCUCUGGUUACCCAAAACUUGAGAUCAUUUUUUUUUCUCUAAUUCUAGUAAUGUAUCUAGUGAUUCUAACUGGCAACGGUGUUCUGAUCAUAGCAAGCAUCUUUGAUUCUCGUCUUCACACCCCCAUGUACUUCUUCCUGGGCAACCUGUCUUUCCUGGAUAUCUGCUAUACAUCCUCCUCUGUUCCCUCAACUUUGGUGAGCUUAAUUUCAAAGAAAAGGAACAUUUCCUUCUCUGGAUGUGCAGUGCAGAUGUUCUUUGGGUUUGCAAUGGGGUCAACAGAGUGUUUCCUCCUUGGCAUGAUGGCUUUUGAUCGCUAUGUAGCCAUCUGUAACCCUCUGAGAUACCCCAUCAUCAUGAGCAAGGUGGUGUAUGUACUGAUGGCUUCUGUGUCAUGGCUCUCUGGUGGAAUCAACUCAAUUGUUCAAACAUCUCUUGCCAUGCAGUUGCCUUUCUGUGGGAAUAAUGUUAUCAACCAUUUCACAUGUGAAAUAUUAGCUGUCCUUAAGCUAGCUUGUGCUGAUAUAACCCUCAGUUAUGUUACCCUAGCAGUUUCAAAUAUGGCAUUCCUGGUUCUUCCACUGAUAGUCAUUUUUUUCUCCUAUAUGUUCAUCCUUUACACCAUCUUGAGAAUGAACUCAGCCACAGGGAGACGCAAAGCCUUUUCCACCUGUUCAGCACAUCUGACUGUGGUGAUCAUAUUUUAUGGUACCAUCUUCUUCAUGUAUGCCAAACCCAAGUCUCAAGACCACCUUCGGAAUGACAAUUUGCAAGCUACAGAGGGGCUUAUUUCCAUGUUUUAUGGGGUAGUGACCCCCAUGCUAAAUCCUAUAAUCUAUAGCUUGAGAAAUAAAGAUGUAAAAGCUGCUGUGAAAUAUUUGCUGAAUUGGAAAACUGUUAACCAAUAAAACCAAAGGGAAAUGUGAGUCUUUAGUGUAUAAAGAAUAGAAAUGGCAUCUUUGGGCAACCAUUGAGGACCUUCUUUGGGAAAGCAAGUUUAUAUAAAGAGAGAUUUUUAUUCUUUGUCUUCACUGGCCAAGUUUAGCUAUGAUUACUAAGAAUAAUAGUCUGCCGUAAACUCAGGUUGUAACAGGGUCUGAUUCGUGUUUCACAAAGACCAUGAAUUCCAUUAGAAUCUCAUCCAUGGUCAUAUCCGAAAUUAGUAUUUCUGGUGUCAUGUGUCGCAAUACAGUGAAAAACAUCACACAUAAGCUUUGGAAAUAGAGAAGCGGGAGUAUAAAUUCUACCCUAUCACAAAGUGCUUAAAUUAAUAUUGGGAAAGUUAUUUAUUCUUUCUAAACUUUAGUUUCCUUAUUUGCAAAAAGGGAGUAAUUAAACACAGUUCCCAGUGUUAUUAUAAAGAUUCAGUAAGUUGCACAAAGCACCUGGCAUAGUGCCAAGUUCAUAGUAGUUCUCUCUGUAGAGGAUGUUGAGCUUGACUUUUCCUGUUGACACAGAAUGUAGGAAUUGAAGACUCCAAAUUGAAGAUAAAAGACACUAGCUAGCACCUCUUAAAAAAACCUUCCAGUUAUUAGGAUCAGCUAUCCCUUUCUUAAGUCUUAUUAACAUCAGUCACCACUUUUCCUUGCCCCUUCUCCCUGCAUAGCUAUGUAAAGAAAACAUCAAGAAAGGGAAAGGUAGAAUCAAAGGAAAUUUUACAUCAUGAAGAACUCAGUGAAUCCUGAGAGGUGUUUCACUGCUGUCCCUGUCAAAGAGUGGGAAGACUGUUCCAGCCCAAGCCAAUUAAAGAGGAUGCUGCAAAAGAGCCUCUUGAGGUUGGGGGUGCCUGCAAAGGAGAGCUAAUGUUUGGCUUGAUGAGUGGAGGCUUGCUGACCUUCUCUCUAGGCGGUAGACUAAGCUGAUGAAUUAGUCUAGAAAUUGCCUGGUGGAUAAUAAGCUCAUUUAUCUUAGGGGUGAAAAUAACCAGAAUUUUUCAGUUUGUGUGAAAUGUUUCUCGGGCUCUGAAAGAGGGCUGAAAUUAGUGUCUGGGAAGAGCAAAUCAUUUCAUUUUAUACUCCAGUGAAUUGAAACUCCUCAGUAAACCUAUUACAGGUUCCCCCCCCCCCUUUCUGUAGACUUUCCUGCCAUGUUGAGCACAGCAGACCAUUGGGCCACAUCACCAGCCAUUGUGACCUCUGGUUUCAGCCUGAUUUUCCUAUCUAAAUUUUCUCUUUCCUAUUGGUUUUAGAGUCAUCAUAUAGCCCAGGCCUCCUAGUUUGGAGCUGUACUCUCUGCCAGUCUAAUCUUGGAGAUAAAUCUUGAUUUUGACCUAGUAAUCUGGUCACUAAAAUCUUGCUGCCUGUCUGUUUCUAGUCGGAGUAUUGUCACUGCCAAUAAACCUCUAAACAGUGGGUGCUGCUUUUGAUUCUAUUUAGACAGGCGUGUACCAGACCCUGUGGGUGAGGCUUUUUAACCUCUGCCCACUCCCACUGGGAUGAGCCCUGUAUUUCAGUCUGAUCCAGGUUUAAUUCUUUUCAGAUUUUGACCUCUGCCAUCAAGGUUUUAGGCACACUGCUGCAUGUACAACGAUGUCCUGCUUCUAGUUGUCCCAGGCAACUCCUUAGCACCUCCUUUUCCACAAUAGGAAGGGUACUAGUGUCUCAUAUGCAUGUUUAUAUUAGAUUGUUUGCUUUACUUACAAAAACUGAUUCUAAUUUACAUUGGUAUGUAUAAAGUUGACACAGUGUUACCUCAGUUUAGAAGUUCUGCUCAUGUUGAUGAAUGCUUAAAGUUAACAGUUUUAAUAUAUCUGCCUGGGGCGCUUGGGUGACUCAGUCGGUUAAGUGACCCUCUCUUGAUUUCACCUCAGGUUAUGAUAUCAGGGUUUCAUUAGUUUGAGCCCCACAUCAGGCUCUGCAUGCUGACCAUGAAUGGAACCUGCUUGGGAUUCUCUCUCCCUCUCUUCCCCCCCCCCCCCACUGACUCUCUCUCUUUCUCUCAAAAUAAAUAAAUAAACUUAAAAAAAA